AUGUCCCUAUCCAAGCCCCAAAAGGAAGGCCUCACGGCCACUCUCUCUACCCCUGAGGACUUCCUCAACUGGGAGCAUGAGUUCCUCCUUCAGGCUCAUCGCCUCGGUCUUCAACAGCACCUCAAAAGAAAGACCCUCCUGGGAGACGAACUAGCUAUCCCCGACAUCAGAAAACGCAGAUACACGAAGACCGCUACAGCUCAACGAACGAUUCGGUCUCAUACGGAUGAAACCAAUGACGGAACCCCAGACGACAUUCAGGAAACUGUCAAUGGAACAUGGUCCAUCUCUGACCUGACCGACCAAGGCCAGAAGAUCUUCCAGCAGGACCUCACCUUCUAUCAGCUACAGGAGAAGGUUUUCGAAAAGCAGAAAAAGGCCAUUGGAACCCUUCAAGACUGGGUUAUCCGCAUGGUCUCUCCUAACCUGAUCCAAACCUGCUCCCCAAGAACGAUCGGCCAAGCCGCACUCAAGUGGCUAGAUCAGUGGGAAGAGGCAAUGGCGAAAGGGCGACAGCGAGAGGUCCCUGAAACACUCCACAACAGCGCGUGGGCACUCUAUUAUGCAGAAGCCACGAAGGGCCGAGUGGCCCGCGGUGCGUUUCAUGCGAGCUAUGCUGGGGAGGACCCCCAGGGUGAUGCAGGGGACGCCCGCGUCAUUGAAGGCCAGUACCACUCUGCGAAGACGGGAGAAAGGAAGCGUUAG
Molecule: messenger RNA, 705 nt
Organism: Fusarium vanettenii 77-13-4
Lineage: Eukaryota; Fungi; Ascomycota; Sordariomycetes; Hypocreales; Nectriaceae
Exons: 4
Coding region: 1-705 (234 amino acids)
Source: RefSeq, a predicted model, not a curated record